UCCUGAUCCAUGCUUUUGUAAUCCACUAUAGCCAAGAUACAAUUUACUACGAGUACGAUCACUACUUCAUGCCGAUACAUGGUGCUGUCGACUGCAUAGAUUCCUUUGCGUGCGACUCGCUCUUCAAACUAAGACAGAUCUACAGCAUGGCUGACUACAGUAAUUUGACGAUCUAAGGAGCCGAACUUCUUUCAGAUGGUGUCAAGCAGGCAACUGAUCUGCUUUUGACGAGUUGUAACACACACUGACUAGCAUUUUUAUUUUUGCCGGAGUUGCCACUAGGAUCUAGCUCUAGGUCUCCGGCUUGUUUUUACGCCAGCAUGCGAGCCACAAAGAUCUAAUUUCUGGCACACGCCUACCAUAGCAACUAUGCCCAAGAGGUUCAUGACCUCACAAACUUGUAUGAGCUCUCAUGAAUUGAAAAUCCAAUUGCCAGCGGGACAACUCCUUUUUCUGGCGUUCGUGACAACUCAUUUUUUCUGUCCCCUCCGUCUUGUUCUUAUCCGCUUUCCGAUAAUAAAAAAAGCUUAGAAAAAUGGGUUGCGGCCCUAGCGAAGAGGAAGGCCCGGUCCAUUUUGGGGGCCGGGAUGACGACGACGCCACACGCACGAUCCAGCUUCGAGUGUGUCUUGUUUGUCAAGAUCCGGUUGACCCUCUAAAGGACAACGCUCCGGCACCAGCGGCAGUCAGUUGUGGAUACGUCUGUUCGCAAAAUCAGCAUAUUUACUGUUGCCGCUGCCUGGUGGAGCACGUCGGAACAGCCCCGCUGCAUGAAAGGGGAGUCCACUGCUGUCGUACAACCUGUCCUGAAGGGAUUUUCGAUCACGAGCACAUCGCUAAGGCGUUCGGACAGGUCGCGAAAACCGACGAUCCCACCGCGCCAGAAGUGCCGAAGAAACUCGAGCAAUAUUUUGAGCGGGUAUCUUCCAGGCCAGCAACGCUGCAAAGCGAAGACAAGAAGAAAUUGGCUGAUGCGAAGUUGCUCGCUGAUUCCGCGUUGGAAUGUGUCGCACCGCGCUGCCCAAAGUGUAGGAGUCUGAUCGAUCAGAAUCCUGACGGAUGUCGGGCCUUGACAUGCGACCAGCCGCGCUGCGGUUGUCACUUCUGCUUCCUGUGCUUCCACGUCUCCCCGGACUCAGCGGCGUGCCACGCCCAUGUAGGCCGUGUCCAUGGCGAUGUUUUUGCAUCGAAGGCAGUGGUAGAGGUGGCUCACCGGGAGUGGAAACGUGAGCAGUUUUUGGCUUUUUUGCGAAAACAUCAAGAUGCGGUGCGGCCUGUGGCAAACGAGUUUGUUCGUCUGGUGUGCGAGACCGCGAUGGACUUCGGCGUCGAGAAAGCGAUGAUUUUUCGCGAAGUGGGUGUAGAGUGUAGAGACAGACUAGCGGAACUACACGCGGCGGCAAAGGUUGCUGGGGCUGCUGAGCUGGGCGAGAUCGACAUGAUCGGACGUAGCCGAUGGUAUUUGACCGUGGCCAUCUGGAUCAUGUUGGGUUUUGCGCUCGCUGCGAUGAAGACUUCUGAUUACUUCUAAGCUACGGAAGGUGUUGUCAAACGCUAAACGUGUCUAACGCCUGCCCGCCAGGAGGUACGUACUGCCACAUCCAACGAAGUAGUUCCAACGAGAGCGACUCAGAUUACAGAGAAACAAUCCUCCUCUCUUACUUUGUAAAGCGGAGGACUCAUUCCAACGAGAAUACAUAGCUUGACCUUGAACAGUUUCAUAGAUCUCUCUGCUGUAUUUCGAUCCCAACUCAUUCGUAUUCAUCCAGAAAAACAAACGAAGUAGAAACUGCUACUGCACUAAGUGACUUUGAUCAGAGCCUUAAAACAAAACAUGGCGACGCGAUUCAUGUCCGCUUUUCGUAGCAUGACGGCAUGUUGUGCACAGUAACAGAUGAGACCAGAACUUGACGCUGUAGUGGCACGGAAAUCGAUAAAAAGAGUAUUCAUCUACGCCCAGAGUCUCGUCAAUUUUUAGAUCAGAUUUCAUAAUUGCC
Molecule: messenger RNA, 1997 nt
Organism: Amoebophrya sp. A120
Lineage: Eukaryota; Dinophyceae; Syndiniales; Amoebophryaceae
Source: the annotation of a GenBank genome assembly